AUGCAUCGAGAUUUCCAUAGUGGAAACAUAUUAUAUGAUUUAGGUAGUCGUGAUAGAUGGAAUUUUAAUCGACUAUUCAUUAUUGAAUGGAAAAUUAGAGAUUUAGGAUUAUCACAAGCUGUAAAUAAUAGAUCAUCAAAUAAUGAAAUAUAUGGAGUAAUACCUUAUAUUGCACCAGAAAUCUUUAAAGAGUCUAAAUUUUCUCAGAAAGCUGAUAUUUAUGGGAACUUACUACGGGUAGUAAACCUUUUGCUAAUGUUAAACAUGAUAUUCAUCCUAGAUGUAAGAUUAUUGAUGGAAAACGACCUAAAAUUACAAGAUGAUACACCAGAAUGUUAUGCCACCUUAAUGAAAAGUUGUUGGGAUCCUGAUCCCAAAAAAAGGCCUUCUAUAAAAAAUAUUUAUAAUACUUUAAUUAUGUAUUUGGCUAUUUGCUCUCAAUUUAAAAUAUAA
Molecule: messenger RNA, 453 nt
Organism: Rhizophagus irregularis DAOM 181602=DAOM 197198
Lineage: Eukaryota; Fungi; Glomeromycota; Glomeromycetes; Glomerales; Glomeraceae
Source: RefSeq, a predicted model, not a curated record